GCUGAAAUCGCUCUGAAUUCUACGUUUUUCUGUAUCCUGUAUGAAAUCAAUUCGGAGUUUCUAAGAUUCAGAGGACUCUGUUUUAACUGAUUCGGAAGGAAGAAGAAAGUUCAUAUUUUUCUUCCGCAGAAAUCAGUCAAUUCCGGUGAAAGAUAUUUUAUUUGAACAGCGGUGGGAGAUAAUUGAGAUUCACCGGUGUACGAAAGGGGGAGAUGGAGAGGAACAAUACUCACUCCGUCAAUAGAGACGGAUUGCUGUUAAGAUCCGAAUCCAGAUCAGCAGCAGUUACGACGACGUCGUCUGACUUCGUGUUGCAGUGGGGGAACAGAAAAAGGCUCCGCUGCAUGAAAUCCCAGGCCAAGGACCAUCAUAUUAACAAGAUUAAUAACUCCUCCGGUUCUGGACCGGUUCAGCGUGCAAACACCUCCACCCGAAUCGACAGGCGGGUCAUAAGGUCGGAUCUCAAUCAUACUAAAGAUCCGAAUUCAAAAAAUAAUGACGCUGGUAAGAGUAACGGAUAUUUGAAUCUCCGUCAGCGUCCGGCUUCUCCGUCUCGUCGAAUCUUGAGGAAUUCAGAGAGUUCAAUUGGUAUGAGGGGACAACAAAGCAACGGAGUUAGGGGAUUUACAUCUCCAGAUAGAGGAGAAAAGAAAAGUGGUGCCUCAAUUAUUAUUAAUAAUAUUAAUAAUAAUAGCAGCCACCACCACCAUACUAACAAGAACACCACCAACAAUAAUAGUAUUUACAAUAAUGACACCAACCACCACCACGGCGGUGGUGGUGGUGGUUCUGGGUCAACAGAGACAGGCCAAGACGGGAAAAAGGGCGGCUCAUCCUCCGGCGGCGACACGAUCGCCGCCGUGUGGCCGCCGAAGUUCGUGAUCGCCUUAACGAAUAAGGAGAAAGAAGAGGAUUUCAUGGCAAUUAAAGGGUCCAAGCUUCCACAGAGGCCCAAGAAACGAGCCAAGUUUAUUCAGCGCACACUCAAUCUGGUGAGUCCAGGUGCAUGGUUAUGCGAUUUGACUCUUGAACGUUACGAGGUCAGAGAGAAGAAGGUUUCCAAGAAGAGACCAAGAGGUUUGAAGGCUAUGGGAAACAUGGAGUCCGACUCGGAGUAGACGGAAAUUAAUUAAUCAAUUAAUUGUGAAACAACUAGCUAGCCUUAAAUUUUCUGAAGAAAUGCGUUGAAGUUUUUCAGCUUUCAGCUUUGAAGAAAAAAUAUAUAUAUCUCUAAAUAUGUCUCCUGUAUCUUUGUACCUCACCAUUUGGUGCUAAAUUUAUAUACCGUUUAAUACAAUCAACUUGUGUUGUGUCUUUCUCUUU
Erythranthe guttata (spotted monkey flower) is the source of this 1323-nucleotide messenger RNA. NCBI's taxonomy places the organism in Eukaryota, Viridiplantae, Streptophyta, Magnoliopsida, Lamiales, Phrymaceae. The record is from RefSeq and is a predicted model, not a curated record.